Spodoptera litura is the source of this 853-nucleotide messenger RNA. RefSeq lists its product as uncharacterized. The record is from RefSeq and is a predicted model, not a curated record. NCBI's taxonomy places the organism in Eukaryota, Metazoa, Arthropoda, Insecta, Lepidoptera, Noctuidae.
CGUGUAGAGGCCGCAUGUGUCGCCAUGUUGGUCUGGUGCUGUGUCGUCAGCGCGCUGCUGCUGGGGCCGGCGAGCGCCAACCCCGCGCCCCUACAGUCGGAGCAGCGGCCGCUGUCGCUGGUGUCGGAGCUGAGCUCGCGGCUGGGCGCGCUGCCCGCGCGGCUGCAGGACGCGCGCCUGCCGCUGCCCUCCUCGCAGGACCUGGACGCCAUCAAGAAAGUCGCGCAGAUUCUUGUCACGCUCGGACAGCAGGUAAUCCCUGGUAUCAUAGGCGAGCCGGUGCCGGCGCCCGGGAGCUGCGAGCCGGCGGGCGGCGGGGACGACGUGCCCAACGACCCCGUCACUAUAGACAGACAACCGGCCUAACUAGCAUAAUUUUCCAUCUUACUGAGUAACUAAAGCAUUUUGCUGCUCGCUUUUGAUUUUGCUUUGUACCAUUUCAAAAGAUAUAGCCUCUUUCUAUGGUACCAAACUAUUCAUACAAUCAGAUUUGUUGCUUCUAGACAUGGUUACUAGUUUGUAGUCCCUAGCAUGAUGAAUUGAUGACACAAUGGCCGCCUGACCUCUCCACACGUCGGGCUAGCUGGGGACUGUAUGAUUCAGUAAGAUUAUUAGGUACAGGUUUUUUAAGAAAAUUAUAGCAUUGUCCUUCUUAAUUACAUAGAAGCAGAAUUACAUAGUUACUGUAGGACUAGCAUGUGUUAUGUGUAAUAUUUAGUGUUAUGAGUUGUAGGUACUUGUAAGUAAGAUGCGGGCUUGUAUAAUAAUGUAGGUGUGUAAGUACAUAGCACGUCAGUACUAGCGGCAUCCGGAGAUAAUGUUCUUAGUCAAGGUAAAUAAAUAUUUGCAACAA